Colletotrichum godetiae is the source of this 876-nucleotide messenger RNA. RefSeq lists its product as uncharacterized. NCBI's taxonomy places the organism in Eukaryota, Fungi, Ascomycota, Sordariomycetes, Glomerellales, Glomerellaceae. The record is from RefSeq and is a predicted model, not a curated record. The coding region runs from base 135 to 605 and encodes 156 amino acids. The transcript is spliced from 2 exons.
AUGGUCCACGUCGUGUUCGUCGUCCGUUUAUGGUGUUCAUCUCGUUGAUCUUAUUCCAGACCUGACUGUACUCUCUCCAUCAUCCAAACAGCCAAUAUCAUCACAUUUAGUAUUCUUCAUCAAAAUCAUUCAUCAUGUCUGAGUGGGCAAAGCAAACAUACAACCAGCAGUACGAGAAGUGGGUUCCAUGGCUCGAGGACGUCUACUUGAGAUGGUUCACCAAGGACAACAAGGCCAGCUACACGACUAAGGAUACUCUCGACAAGAGCAAGGUCACCGGCGUCGAGCAAGUCGAUACUCUCCAAGACGGCGUGCACAACCUCGCUGCCGGCCAGGUCGGUCAGGGCGGCCUUCUCCAACCCAUCGGCGAUAUGGCUUCCAAGGAGGGCAUCAACCGCGCCGAGCGCCAGGGCAAGGACGACGAGGGCGGCUACGUGCCCACCGCCGUCCCCGGCUCCGGUGCCCUGAACCAGGCGGGCAGCGGCGUCGCUGAGGGCAGCAAGACCGUUGCCGGCAAGACCACCGAGGGCGUCAAGGGUGCCGGCGGCUUCGUCGGUGGCCUGUUUGGUGGCGGUGCUGGCAAGGCCAAGCCUGAGCAGAAGUAAAUACCUCAUCACCAACGACCACCAACUUGGAGAAAGGAGGAGAGCUUGCAGACUUACCUGCAAACUCCAUUGCGAGUCCUUGGAUGGGGCGGUAGCGUAUUGACGCUGUCUUUGGAUCACCGGCGUUAGAUUGCAACGGAAUUUUGUCGAUUAGCUUUGACCACAAUACCCACAAACGGUCUUUGAAUUGAAGGAACUCAUGAAUUACAAUCUCCUGUCUUCACAACAACUAUGACAUGUCAACUGUAUGAGGGCUAUCUCAAGCAAACGU